Messenger RNA from Eleginops maclovinus (Patagonian blennie), 3580 nucleotides. RefSeq lists its product as uncharacterized. NCBI's taxonomy places the organism in Eukaryota, Metazoa, Chordata, Actinopteri, Perciformes, Eleginopidae. The record is from RefSeq and is a predicted model, not a curated record. The transcript is spliced from 3 exons. Bases 227 to 1225 code for a protein of 332 amino acids.
GGAUACUAUUUCCUUUUCCAUCCCUCCACAAGAGGUUAAAUAUAACCCUUUAAGCCUUCAAGGGUUGUCCAAAAUCUCUGAAGAUGAGGGUGAAAAUGGAAGGGACCACGCCGCCGACUUGAACAAGAAGCUACCAAAAGACUUCUGCGUGAUACAGGAGACCAAGAGCAAGAACGUUAGCACAGAGCAUGUGGACUUCCAGCUGGCUCGAAAACAGUGGCGGGAAAUGGAGGAGCAAACCAAGAACAAGAUCAUCAUCCCUACAACCAAGCACCCCAGCUUCCAUGGCAGCCACAGCUUCAUGUACACACCGGUCCGCAACAUUGAAAGAACGCACAAGAAAGCUUACGAGCUGGAGAACCUGAAUCUGGCUGGCGAUUAUCCUCACAUGCAAUUCAGCCCUUGCUCAGAGGAUUCUGGCCUGGAUGAUUCCAGUUACAGGUCCCCGUAUGAUGACCUGGAGACACCAGUCGAAAGGGAGAUUCGCAUAUCAAUGGAGCGGGAGGAAACCUUCAGGAGAGAGAAGGGCCUCUCCAGGAUGGGCAAAUCCACUGACUGUGCUCCCUCACGAGGUAUGCCGAGAUCUAUAAGCACUCCACUGACGCCAUCAUUCAUCAUAACCUCCUCGCCCAGCAAGGAACCACUAAGACAUGAAGUAUCGGCAAACAACGUUAUCAUUCUCGACCCAAGGAAUGAUUUCACGUCCAACCCUAGACACGGCAAGGACAACGGGGCGGCUCAGUCCGGGGAGUGGUGCUCUGAGGACAACAGCUCCAACGUCAUCAUCCUAGAGACAUCCAAUCUGAUCAUCCGAAGUGCCUCCGAUUACUCCCUCAACAAAGCCUGCGAGCAACCCCAGGAGAAAAUGUUCCUUAACAACCCCUUUUUCAAGCUGCGUUCAAGAAGCACGAUGUCGCUGGUGGACGAGGAGAUUAAGAUGAUGAAGCAGAGGGAGGAGGAGCUCAGGAAAGAGAGGGUGAAUAUGUACGGCAAGGACAGGUUCGAUAGCGAAAGGAUAUUGUCGAAUCACAUGGACACGUUGUCGUUUGACAAUUCAGCCGUGAAGUGCAAAUCCUCCCCAUCAUCACCGAUGAAGACGGCCUACAGGAUGGAUCGAUCCGCGUUAUCCUGCGAUCACAGAUUUCCAGACGUCUACACGGGAGGAAGACGCAAGAGUGCUAUGGCUCUGCGCUGGGAGGCGGGCGAGUUCACAAAAAACGAAUGAAGAGGACCGAGUCAACAGUUUGCCAAAUAUGGGCAUCAAUUGUCAAUGUUUUACUCAUACAACUUUAAUGCAGUGUUGCAAUUGUUUGUCGCUUUGCUUCUGUGAUGCUACGGGCGAAACUGGCAAGACGAGGAGGUUUUUCUUGGACAAGAUCUUUUACAUUUUAUUCUCUCACACAGACAUAGAGAACACUAACUCUGGGCAUUGUUUUCUGAUGUGUCCUAGUCAGUUUUGAGUCAAAACAGCUGCAGGAGAUUACAGCUUAUACUCUUUGUUUAUUGAUCUUUAUUUCAAUUUCGACAAGAACAGUGCCAACACACAGUUUCCACUUCAAACAAGUUUUAUAGAUAUACUUACUUUGAUCUGUGGCAAGUUUAAUGCUAAAAAUGAGAAACAACCCCCUUUAAUAGCCGCAUGCCUCCGGGUGGUGAUCACCUGCCUCUCAAAUUGUUUAAAUGGUCUGAUCCAGAAGCACAGAAUCUCAAAAAACUGCCAGUGUGAGAAAAAAAGAUUUGAGAAUUGACCUUGUUUUUCUGAGGUAGUAGUAAAGACAUCUUGAUAUAGUACUCACAUGCCAUAUGUACAUAAAGAGUUAUUGGUAGCUGUCGGAUACGUUAUAUUUGUAGGUAGGGUACACUUUGAUAGCAUGAAGAUGAAUUGUGGGGCUUAGGUUGUGUUGGAUUGAAUCUGAAUUGAGGGCACGACCAACAGGCUGAAGACAAAACCUAUCCGUAUCAUCCCUAGUAGUUACCUCUUUAGACACAGGACAGUGCUACGUUAUCCUUUGAGGGGCUUCAGUUCAAGUUUGGUCACUGCUAACUCUAUUGAGGCUAGCAUUUAACUUUGUCUUUCUGCUGCAAAGUGUUGGACAAGCAGUGGGUUUAAGUUUGCACUAAAAACAGACGCCCGCCGGAUGUGAGGUCGAUGAACGCUAAAGCUCCAUAUUGCAGGAGCAGACCUUGGUUUAACAGAAUGCAUUGGGGACUGUGGUAUCUGAAUCCCGUGCGGUUUAGUGGCGCCAGAAAGAGAUUGUGAGAUGAAAGAAAUCAACAAGUCCAUCUAUGACAUGUGACGACUGUAUUAAGAAAGAACUGACAGAUUGUGAACCUUUAUUUAAAGCAACAUUAUGGAGUAAUUGGUGGUUUGAGAGUGCUAGUCAUGAAUAUUGAGCGCUGUUAUGGUAGACGUGUGCAUUUCUUCUGAUUACCUUACUUAUUAAUAACCAAAGUCGAGCGAGUCUUUGCUCACACAGCAAGGGCAACAUCAAAAGGCAUAAAGCACGUUAAUAUUGCAAAGUAAAAAGCUUUCUGUUCCUCGAGAUAUACUUAAUGUAUAAACCAAAGUCACUGCCAGAGAGAGGAAACGUAUGUGUGGUGUUAAAGUUAUAUAAUGUUGCUUUAAAGAAGCGGACAGUGAUCUGGAGGUUGUUGCUGAGAUGCCUGAUGUUAGACAGAUGUAAUGUUGACUCCACUUUGCUUAACCUUUCUUGACAUUAUAAAUGUAAAUCAGAUUUAAAAACAUAUUUUGAUGUUAUUGUAUGUCUUGAUACAGCAAAUGCCACAUGCUCAGUGUAUAUUACGUGUAUUUUCGUACAAUGCUUAUUCGCUGCAAAUGAAUAUUUUAAGGUGAGCUAGACGGGCAAUAUUAAGAGUAUUUUGAACUCAUUUCUUUCAGUGGAGAAUAUGAAUCACUCAUACUGUUACAUACCGCAUUUACAGAAAGACUUUAGUGAAGAUAAAUAUGAGUAUGCACACUACCUGCAGUUAGACAAUCCAAUAAGUACAGGUAUGCUGAAGACUGGAGGACCAAUGAUGAACUUGGAAAGUGGACGUUCAUCGUCUAAAAUCUCAGAGCUUUGGAAAUGAAAACAUAAUAACGUAGGUUUCCAAAAGAUGGUAUUUUAUUCUCUAUACGAUAUAACUAUAAAUGAAUGUUCCUUUAUAUACUGUAAAGUGAAGAUACAGUAUACUUACAUCUUAUUUUCAUUCAACUUCUUUUUUUAUGUUCCAGGACAAUUGUCUGAAAAAAAAGGGAUUUCCUAAAAAUAAAACUAUUGAAUGAUGAUCGUUAUCAUUAUUUACAAAGCCUUGUUAUCUUCAGCUUCUUAGAGCUUCUUUUCCUUAGAUUGGACUGACCUUAAACAGCAUUGUUUUUACAUCCCAUGUUUGUACGCUUCAUUGUUCAAUUAUAGCUUACAAAAUCUCAAGGUUGCUUGCUGAUGUUUAAACAUUGUGUGAAAAGUCCCUGACAUGGCUUUUUCAGGCUUAUGACUUAAUAUUCGGGGGCUUUUUACUUUGUAUUCCUCGUGCAAUUAUUGAAGAGACUAGUGCAACAAUAAACAAUGUGAAAGCAGAA